GGAAUCGCAAGUUCCGGAACGGUUCGUUAUAAAACCUUCAGAAGAUAAAGCCGUUUUAAAUACUCAACAUUGGCCAUUACUUUUAAAAAAUUUUGAUAAGUUGCAUACUCGUACAAAUCACUAUACUCCUCUGCAAGAAGGUUGUUCGCCACUUCGGCGAGCACUUAAGGAUUACAUAUCGUCUGGAGCGAUCAAUUUAGAUAAGCCUUCCAAUCCUUCCAGUCACGAAGUAGUGGCAUGGAUAAAGCGAAUUCUUCGUGUUGAAAAAACUGGCCACAGUGGUACGCUUGAUCCAAAAACUUCUGGUGUUUUAAUUGUAUGCAUCGACCGAACGACCAGAAUAGCAAAAACUCAGCAGGAAGCUGGUAAAGAAUAUAUUGGCGUUUUCCGUUUACAUGAAGUAGUAGAUUCAGAGUCAAAGGUUCGAAACACACUUCAAAAACUCACAGGAGCUUUAUAUCAAAGACCACCUAUUAUUUCGGCUGUGAAGCGUCAGUUAAGAAUUAGAAGAGUUUAUGAAAGUAAGCUCUUGGAUUAUUCAGUAGGUUUUAUUUCAUUUCAAUGUAUUAUAAAAUGCCAAGCUGGCACGUAUAUACGAACUUAUUUUGUUCAUCUUGGAUUGAUCCUUGGUUCUGGUGCUCAUAUGCAGGAACUAAGAAGAAUUCGUUCAGGAGUAUUAGGAGAAAAGGACAAUCUGGUUACUAUGCACGAUGUUCUUGAUGCACAAUAUUUGAAAGAUCGUUGUGGUGACGAAAAUUAUCUCAGGCAUGUUAUAAGACCUUUGGAAGCACUUUUAGUUAUACAUAAAAGAAUUAUCGUCAAAGAUAGCGCGGUAAACGCCAUUUGUUAUGGUGCGAAGAUUUUAGUACCUGGAAUAUUGCGUUUUGAAGAUGGAAUUGACGAUAUAAAGCAGAUUGUUGUGGUAGUAACAACAAAAGGCGAAGCCAUUUGUAUCGCGGAAGCCAUGAUGACGAGUGCAAUGAUAUUAACUGUUGAUCAUGGAUCUGUAGCAAAAAUCAAAAGAGUUAUCAUGGAACGAGAUACUUAUAGUCGUAAAUGGAAAUUGGGACCAGUUACUUCAAAGAAGCAAGCAAUGGUAAUUUCCAAAGUUCAUGGAUUGUUGGAUAAAUUCGGUAAGCCAAAUGAAAGAACACCAAGUAAUUGGCGAUCCGCUUACUAUGACAUUUCUGUUGACACGGUUAAUUUUUGA
Messenger RNA from Dracunculus medinensis (Guinea worm), 1210 nucleotides. The record is from the annotation of a GenBank genome assembly. NCBI's taxonomy places the organism in Eukaryota, Metazoa, Nematoda, Chromadorea, Rhabditida, Dracunculidae.